Molecule: messenger RNA, 1743 nt
Organism: Puma concolor (puma)
Lineage: Eukaryota; Metazoa; Chordata; Mammalia; Carnivora; Felidae
Source: RefSeq, a predicted model, not a curated record
AUGUCUGACAGUCUGGAUAAUGAAGAGAAACCCCCAGCUCCCCCGCUGAGAAUGAAUAGUAACAACCGAGAUUCCUCGGCACUCAACCACAGCUCCAAACCACUUCCCAUGGCCCCCGAAGAGAAGAAUAAGAAAGCCAGGCUUCGCUCUAUCUUCCCAGGAGGAGGGGAUAAAACCAAUAAGAAGAAAGAGAAAGAACGCCCAGAGAUCUCUCUUCCUUCAGACUUUGAACAUACGAUUCAUGUGGGGUUUGACGCAGUCACCGGGGAGUUCACUAACUCCCCCUUCCAGACCUCUCGACCUGUGACGGUCGCUUCAAGUCAAUCAGAGGGAAAAAUGCCAGAUCUCUAUGGCUCACAGAUGUGCCCAGGGAAGCUCCCAGAGGGAAUUCCUGAGCAGUGGGCACGGUUACUCCAAACCUCCAACAUAACAAAGCUGGAACAGAAGAAGAAUCCACAAGCCGUCCUAGACGUUCUCAAAUUCUACGAUUCCAAAGAAACCGUCAACAACCAGAAAUAUAUGAGCUUUACAUCCGGAGAUAAAAGUGCACACGGAUACAUAGCAGCCCAUCCUUCGAGUACAAAAACAGCAUCAGAGCCUCCUUUGGCUCCUCCUGUGUCCGAAGAAGAAGACGAAGAAGAGGAAGAAGAAGAAGACGACAAUGAGCCCCCGCCGGUUAUUGCGCCAAGACCAGAGCAUACGAAAUCAAUCUACACUCGUUCUGUGCUUGAAUCCAUUGCUUCACCAGCAGCACCAAAUAAAGAGGUCGCACCACCUUCUGCGGAGAAUGCCAAUUCCAGUACUUUGUAUAGAAACACAGAUCGGCAAAGGAAAAAAUCCAAGAUGACAGAUGAGGAGAUCCUAGAGAAGCUAAGAAGCAUUGUGAGUGUUGGUGACCCAAAGAAAAAAUACACAAGAUUUGAAAAAAUAGGUCAAGGGGCAUCAGGUACUGUUUAUACAGCGCUAGACAUUGCAACAGGACAAGAGGUGGCCAUAAAGCAGAUGAACCUUCAACAGCAGCCCAAAAAGGAAUUAAUUAUUAAUGAAAUUCUGGUCAUGAGGGAAAAUAAGAACCCCAAUAUUGUUAAUUAUUUAGAUAGCUACUUAGUGGGUGAUGAACUAUGGGUGGUCAUGGAAUACUUGGCUGGCGGCUCUUUGACUGAUGUGGUCACCGAGACCUGUAUGGAUGAAGGCCAGAUAGCAGCUGUGUGCAGAGAGUGCCUCCAAGCUUUGGAUUUCUUGCACUCAAACCAAGUGAUCCAUAGAGACAUAAAGAGUGACAAUAUCCUUCUUGGGAUGGAUGGCUCUGUUAAAUUGACUGAUUUUGGGUUCUGCGCCCAGAUCACCCCUGAGCAAAGUAAACGAAGUACUAUGGUGGGAACUCCCUAUUGGAUGGCACCUGAGGUGGUGACUCGAAAAGCUUACGGUCCGAAAGUUGAUAUCUGGUCUCUGGGGAUUAUGGCAAUCGAAAUGGUGGAAGGUGAACCCCCUUACCUUAAUGAAAAUCCACUCAGGGCAUUAUACCUGAUAGCCACUAAUGGGACUCCAGAGCUCCAGAAUCCUGAGAGACUGUCGGCUGUGUUCCGUGACUUUUUAAACCGCUGUCUUGAGAUGGAUGUGGACAGGAGGGGAUCUGCCAAGGAGCUUUUGCAGCAUCCAUUUUUAAAAUUAGCCAAGCCUCUCUCCAGCCUGACUCCUCUGAUUAUCGCUGCGAAGGAAGCAAUUAAGAACAGCAGCCGCUAG